This is a messenger RNA of Microsporum canis CBS 113480, 7230 nucleotides long. Its product is annotated as nonribosomal peptide synthetase. Gene Ontology annotation, biological process: amino acid activation for nonribosomal peptide biosynthetic process; secondary metabolite biosynthetic process. Gene Ontology annotation, cellular component: cytoplasm. The transcript is spliced from 4 exons. The coding region runs from base 1 to 7230 and encodes 2409 amino acids. Lineage: Eukaryota; Fungi; Ascomycota; Eurotiomycetes; Onygenales; Arthrodermataceae. The record is from RefSeq and is a predicted model, not a curated record. Gene Ontology annotation, molecular function: phosphopantetheine binding; catalytic activity.
AUGGCCACCCCCUCCGUAUUACCGUUGUUUACCCCUCAGAUUGCAAUUCGACGGGAUUCUCAAUGCAGUGAAACGCGAAUAGCCACAGUCACUGUUCCGUGUACAGGCCUAAGUACCAAGUGUCUUGCCCGGUGGCUAGAGCAGGAACACAAGAAUCACUUGCAACUUCUUCAGGCUGCAUGGUCAGUUUCGCUUCGGUCUUAUACAGGCUCUAACGAUGUCUUUUUUAGCUGUCUGGAGUCAAAAAGUCCUAAAUCAAAAAGAUGCUUCUGCCAUGUUUCGCCUUCACAGCCUGUGCAGAGCCUCUUUGAUAUACGGUUUGAACGGUCCAAUGAGGAAAAUAGAACCACUUUCCUCGGAUGCAACUCUCUUGUCUAUGUUAGCGAAGAACAAAAAGGCGAGGAUGACCUCGGCGAGUUUGAUGUCGCCGUCUAUUACUUGCAGGAGACAACGGCAGAUUAUCCAAUCAUUGGGAUCCAGCACAAACCUUCAGUUAUAUCAACUGAUUUUGCUACAAUGAUUGCAGAAACGGUAGCCAAGGCUACUGAGCAAAUAGUAUUCAAUAUUGACUCUUUAAUUGAAACGCUCGAUAUAUGUAGCAAUGCGGACAUACACCGUCUAUUGCAAUGGAACAGCGCAUCAAAUGACAAAACACUUCCCGCACAAUGCGUACACCACAUAAUCUCCCAAGUAUGUGCUACACAGCCAGAAUCGGUUGCUGUGUCGGCUUGGGAUGGUGAGCUUACCUAUGCAGACCUUAAUAGCUUAUCGUCCGCCCUGGGAGUCCGGCUUCAACGCCUUGGGGUCGGUCCAGAAGUAUUUGUUCCCCUUAUAUUUGAGAAAUCAAAAUGGGCGGUUGUUUCCCUGCUGGGUGUUCUGAAAGCUGGUGGUGCUUAUUUUUUCCUCAAUCCUUCCCAUCCAAUACAUUACAGCCGCAACUUAUGCUCGACCCUACGCCCCGAAGUUGCGCUAUGCUCACCAAUACAUAAGAACCUCGCCAGGCAUUUCGCCGAAAAUGUUAUUCCUAUUGGAGAGAAUCUCUGUGAAUUUCUGGACUCAAUACCUGUUAGUAAUGAUUCCUCACAGCCAACGGUAGAACCAGGAACGUCAAGCGCCAUGUACAUAACUUUCACUUCGGGCACCACCGGUACGCCGAAAGGCAUAAUCACUGAGCAUUCUGCCUUUUACUCGAUGGCCAUGGCUAAUGGCAAAGCGCUUAACGUCACCCCAAUGACAAGGAUGCUACAGUUUGCAUCGUACACAUUUGACGUGAGCAAUCGCGAUAUGCUUAUUACACUUAUGUUUGGCGGGUGCAUCUGCAUACCUUCCGAGUUUGAGCGCGUCAACAACCUGUCUGGGUUCAUAAAUCGCUAUUCUGUCAACUUAGCAAGCCUAACGCCAUCAAUGGCCAGUACCCUUACUCCAGCAUCAUGUCCAAGCCUUCAAGCAUUAGUUCUUGGAGGGGAGUCCAUGGCCGACAGUCACAUUUCAAGCUGGGCCAAAUACGUGCGCCUUUUCAAUGCCUAUGGGGUCAGUGAAAGUACUGGAAUAGCAGCGUUGGCGUCAGACAUCCAAAAGAAUUGUUCCCCAGGAAAUAUUGGCUUUGGCUGCGGCUCAACUUUAUGGGUCGCUGCGGUUGACCAGCCUGAUAAACUAGCCCCAAUUGGCGCAUUGGGGGAAUUGGUUAUCGAGGGUCCAUCAGUUGCAAGGGGCUAUAUGGGCGACAAAAAACGAACUGAGAAGCAGUUCACGUCAAAACCAAAGUUCAAGGAAAGGAUUCGUGAACAAUAUGGCACAAGCCAUUCAAGGCUGCAGCGGUCCUUCCACACUGGUGAUUUGGUGCGGUACAACCUUGACGGCUCGCUGCAGUUUGUAGGAAGAAAAGAUCAUCAAGUGAAGAUUAACGGACAGCGACUCGAACUGACAGCGAUUGAGCAUCACAUAUCAGCAUGCGCCGAAGUCACCGAUCACGGGUUUCUCCAUGUAGCUGUCAUUGCUGUAAAAAGUGGACCAAAAGGCAGCAGCAAGCUUCUUGCCUUUUUGGGGCUUGAUAUGUCCAGAGGGUCAAAGAAGUUGGAAGACACUGAAGACCUGAAAGUAACACUCCAGCGACACCUUUUACAUUACUUACCUGCAUUUAUGCUUCCAGGGGAUUUCAUCUUUCUGCAAAAUAUGCCGCUCACAGCAUCAGGCAAAAUUGACCGACUCCAUUUACAAGAAACAGCCGCCCAAGAGCUUUCCGACAAGAAGAGCGAGUUUGAUAAAUCUGAUCCAAAUGGCAACCAAGACCUAACCACUCCCAGACAGAAGGUUCUCAUCCAAUCUUGGGCCAGUAUUCUAGGCAUCAAAGAAAUAAGCAUUGCGCUUUACGAUUGUUUUUUGCGGCUGGGCGGUGAUUCCAUUGCAGCAAUUAAAUUGGCUGCCAGCCUUCGUGAGAAAGGCUUUGCUAUACCGGUGUCCGAUAUUUUCAAGUUUUCGACCUUGUCAGACAUGGCAUCCGUGCUAGUUGAAGAAGAGAACGAGCCUGUUAAUCUACUGGCACCUGCCCCUUUCUCAUUGAUAGACGACCCCCAGUCAAUACUUAGUGCAAUUAUGGAAGAAUACGGGCUGCAAAUUGACCAGAUUGAGGAUGUAUACCCAUGCACGCACAUGCAGAAAGGGUUUAUAGCAUUGACGGCGCAAAACCCUCGUGCAUAUAUUGGUAGCUACACUUGGCAGUUGGCUGAAAUUCUCGACGAAGAGAAAUUCAAAGAUGCGUGGAAGGCAGCUUGGUUUAACAACCCCAUUCUUCGGACUAGAGUCGUACAAAUACCAUCUGGUGUCUUCCAGGUCGUCAUGAAGACAGAUAUUCCGUGGAAAGUCGUCAUUGAUAUCACUGGCUGUGAAGAUAGUAACGAAUUGAUAAAAAUUGAUAUCAAUAGCGGUCCACUUGUCCGGUUCUAUUACAGCAAAGAAUCCUUCCGGCUAGAUAUUCAUCAUUCGAUAUUUGAUGAAUGGUCUCUUGACUUGGUCAUGGCACAAGUUGAGCGCGCAUAUACCGGGGAAAAGCUCUAUACGCAGCCUUUCAGCCCGUUCAUCCAGCACCUUCUUCAUGAAUGCCGUGAUUCUAUUGAGGAUUUCUGGCGUCGGGAAUUUUCUAACCUCCAGGUGGAGCAUUUCCCAGCUAGGGCAUCUAGCAAAGCCGAAGCUGGAAAUGUGUCCGAGACGGUGGUCCUGGAGCAUAGCUUACAACUUGAUGCCGGAAUCUCCACAAAGUAUACACUGUCAUCCAUCUUACGGCUCGCGUGGGCGAUUAUCCUAUGGCACCAAACAGGCAGCAAAGAUGUGGUGUUUGGAGCCACUGUCAGUGGCCGUAACGCAAACACUGAUAGAAUCGAUAAACUUAGUGGGCCAACUCUGGCGACACUACCUGUGCGCAUCAUAUUGCCAACAAAUCGUCCUAUUCGUGAGGGGCUAUCGCAGGUUCAAGACCAAUUUGUCAACAUGAUGGUUUAUGAACAAACAGGAUUGUCAUGUAUUCGACAACUUGGGAGAGAGGCUGCUGAGGCAUGCAAUUUCCAAAACUUACUUGUUGUGCAACCGUAUGAGCAGCAAACCGCUUCCGCGAUAUUUGAAAGAGCUAACUCAGCAUCCUCUUCUAAAAAUGCAAAAGCCUAUACCAGCUACCCGAUGGUAUUAAUAUGCCGUCCAAGGAAGAAUGAAAUUACCAUGACAGCAGCUUUUGAUUCUGCUUUUCUAGCACCAGCUGCCGGACAUAGUAUUCUUAGGCAGAUGUCACAUGUUAUCCAACAGCUUAUGGCAUAUGACACCAUGCGUAUCGCAGACGUUAGCCUAGUACCUCCAGAGGAUAUGGCUAUAUUGAGGAAAUGGAAUCGUUUUCUCCCGAAGGCUGUGAACACUUGCAUACAUGAUCGCAUUCGGCAAUUAUGUAUUGCCCAACCUGACGCAUUAGCUAUUCACUCUCAUGAUUUAGACCUGACAUAUGCUCAGGUGGAGAAUUACUCCAAUAGGCUUGCACAGGAUUUGAUAAACAGAGAGAUCAAGCCGGGAGACUUUGUACCUGUCUUAUUAGAGAGAUCACCCUGGGUUGCAGUCAUCAUCCUGGCAGUUCUGAAAACUGGAGCUGCUUUUUUGCUACUAGACCUGUCCCAUCCUAUUCAGAGGAUGCGAACGAUGUGUUCUAUGGCAGAUGCGAAAAUUAUCAUUUCCCAUGAGGAACAUGCCCAUAUAAGUGACAAUCUUCUACUCCCAGUCAUCAUGUUUGACCUCGAGGCUCAUGUAAUGAGCUCAGUUAGACAGACGACCGACAAGGAACCUAAGCCGAUAACUGCAACUGUCACCCCAGAUGCUCCUGCAUGCGUCGUCUUCAGCUCAGGAUCUACUGGGCAGCCUAAGGGCAUUGUACUUCAACACAGUGCACUCAGCACAUCUGCAGCUGUCAUGCGCGACUAUGCAAUGCUAAGCCCUAAGAGUCGCGUCUUUCAUUUUUCAUCCUUUGCAUUCGAUUUAAGCAUUGGUGAGAUCCUAUUUACUCUUGCUGCGGGAGGAUGUAUCUGUGUGCCCAAUGAAGAAGAUCGAAGGGGGAAUCCAGCAAAAGCGGCAUGCGAUCUCCAAGUAACCUGGGCAAUUCUCACCCCCACUGUGAUUAACCUGUUCGAGCCGUCCGAUGUUCCCACAUUGGAAGUUCUGGGAUCGGCUGGUGAACCUCUAACAGCACACAUUGUGGAUAUAUGGGCCCAUAAGGUAGAAUUAAUCGGGAUCUAUGGCCCAGCUGAAUGUACCGUUGUUUCCCAUAUAUCGCGGGGUUUUCCUGACACUCACUACUCCGACCUUGGCCAAAGCCCCGGAGCUGUUUCUUGGGUAGCUGAUCCAUCAAAUCACUAUAGGCUGGUCCCUGUUGGUACAGUUGGUGAGUUGGUCAUUGAGGGCCCCAUAGCUUCGGCUGGAUAUCUCAACGAUCCUGAGAAGACAGACGAAGUCUUCAUUACUUGUCCGCCGUGGCUUGCUCAGGUCCGUCCAUACUCCGGAAAACUAUACAAAACGGGAGACCUUGUGAGACAGACAUCGGACGGUUCCCUUCUGUUUGUCGGAAGAAAAGACAAUCAGGUAAAAUUUCAUGGGCAGAGACUUGAAAUGGGAGAGGUUGAACAUAGCAUUAUCUCUUCAUGCACAGCCAUCAGAACCGCCACUGUGGAGUGUAUCAAAGUUCCAGAGCAAAACAAUCGAGUCUCACUGAUUGCGUUUAUUUGUCCGGAGACUAAUGGAGACUGGGGACAGCCCCUGACCGGUGAAUCGUUAGAGACUAGUGGUUUAGAAGUGGUUGGGCUCCCAAACAACCAGUUUUACUCGAUUAUUGAAUCACUGGAAACAGCUCUAAGAGAGCUACUUCCAGCAUACAUGCUUCCAUCAUUCUUUAUUCCCAUUACUGAUGUUCCUCUCACAUUGUCUGGGAAGGUCAAUCGGCGUCUGCUCCGCGAUAAAUCCACAAGCUGGCCACUGAAGAGGCUGGAGCAAUAUCAAUUGAGAAGCCGGGCUCUCCCAGAAGUAGAAGUUCCCACCACUGUGCAUGGCCAGGAAAUCCAACAAAUAAUUAGUCAAGCUCUCAACAUGGACGCAAAAACGAUACCCAUGAAUGCAAACUUUUUUGGCCUUGGGGGAGACUCAAUCUCAGCUAUGCGUGUUUCCAUGCUUGCAAGGCGCCGAGGACUACACUUGACCGUCGCCGAUAUAUUCACUCAACAAACCCUCUCAAAAAUAGCUUCAAAGUGUGCUAAAGAGGCUGGAGAUGAUAGCAUAUCCAUUAGAAGUCGGCCUAUCAGUGGUGAACUAUCUGAAUCAACCAUGGAUUCAUCACCCCAUUGCGAAAUUGCUUAUGGAAAUAUUCCUUGCGAUCUGCCGCCGGAGAUUGAGGAUAAUGUUGUAGAGGCUAUUGCGGCCACCGAAUUCCAAACGAUGACACUCCAUAGCUUCUACAGCCGGUAUCUAUGGAUCUCAUUGCCUGAUAUGGUCAAUCAGGAACGCCUAUUAAAUGCAUGCAAUAAUCUUGUCCAGAAACACUCUAUCUUACGUACCGUCUUUUACACAAGAGGUGACAAGUCGGUCGUACAGCUGAUUUUGCGAAAUUCCCCAGUCAGCUUUAUUCAUUAUUCGGACAUCAAAAACCUAGAGCAACACUGCGCAGACGAUUCUCUUGCCAUGGAAGUACCUAUAAAUGGCAAGCCAGGAUUCCAGGUACAGUUUGUAACCUUGAGGGACUUGAAGACAUUUCUAAUCCUACGGUUACCCCAUGCGUUAUUCGAUGGGAUUUCGUUGGGUACCAUUUGCGGUGAUCUCACUUCUGCCUACAACGGGAAUCCACUGACACCGUGUGCUCAGUUUUCGGACCACAUUCGACAUUUCCGGGGUCAGAGGACACCGGAAAUCUACGGCAUAUGGAAGGAGGUACUGGGAAAGACUCCAAUGACCAGUUUAAACGAAUUUUCGCGCAACCGGGAUAUACCCGACAGAAGAGACAAGCCAAAAACGGGUAUGAGGUCAGAACAACCAAAAGUGGUGACGGCAACAGCAAACACUGUACCAGUCUCUCCUCCGCCUAACGUCACAAUGGCAACACUGAUCAAACUGGCGUGGGCAAUCACACUCUCUCGGUUGUUUACCCCAACCCGGAAACAAAGUGGAUGCGGGCAGGGCUUGAACGAGGUAGUCUUUGGCCAGGUCAUACAUGGUCGAGGGUUUGGCAUCCCGCACGAAGACCGCAUAGUUGGGCCAUGCCUCAAUAUUAUUCCUGUGCGAGUACGCUUUACUCCAGGGUCGAACAAAUUUGAUCUCCUUGAUCAGGUCCAGCAACAACACAUUCGAACCAUGCCUGUCGGGAAUCUUGGAUUUGAUGACAUCACCCGUAAUUGCACAUCCUGGGAGGCCGGAACAACGUUUGGGAGCUUUGUGAGGUUCCAGAACUUUGCGAGCGGCGGAUGGACAUGUGGUUUCGAUGGCCAUUCCUGUGAAACAGGUCUGUAUAGCCUUCCAAACCGCCCUUCCACCACGGCCAAUGUGCUUGUCGUUCCUUCUGGGGGUACGUUGGCCAUCACCAUGACGAUAUCCAGCGAAGUAAUGGAUCAGACGUCUGGAGAUUAUGUGGUUGGAUACUUCCGAGAUGUGAUCGGAAGCCUGGCAACAUUACAAGUAUCGGGAGAUCAUUUCGUAGUGUCCGGGCCUGUUUUGGAUGUCUGA